AUGAUAGGUCAGAAACUUAGAAUCUCUUCCGGCGACACUUCCCAAGGUACAUUAUACUGUGACUCUCCUCUCUCUCAUAUCUGUCACAUUUGCCUACUUGCUAUCAGUUUCGUGGGCGGGACCCUUACGAUAGCUAAGGGUACCGUUGCCGAAAUCUGCAUUGCCCUAAGGUCUGGUCACCUCAGGCCCGCCCUACGCCAAGAGUCGCGGAACAGAACGGCCAGUGCCCAGCUGCCCCCAGCACCACCAGGUGGGAAUCUUCGAGAGACAGGGGUGGCGGGGGGUAUCCCUAAGAUAGACCUCUGA
Molecule: messenger RNA, 306 nt
Organism: Colletotrichum costaricense
Lineage: Eukaryota; Fungi; Ascomycota; Sordariomycetes; Glomerellales; Glomerellaceae
Exons: 1
Coding region: 1-306 (101 amino acids)
Source: RefSeq, a predicted model, not a curated record